GUGUCGGGUUGAUCGUCUUCACCGGAUGAUGUAUCGCUCAAGUAUUGUUUGAUGUUAUUUUGCGGCCAUGCACAGAUUGUCUUUUGUCGUUUAUGUAGUUUUGUCUUUUGUUUUGUUGGAAUUGUCGUUUUGCGUAGAGAUCUACCGACGGGACAUUCUCAAAGCCAGAGAGGAACGCUGUGGUGCUGUGGACCGCCUGCCUCAGCUGAAACUCUACACAGCUCUACAUGGACAGGAUGUGUGCGUCCGUGUGCGGCUUUAUGUGGAACCUCUGCUGGCAAAUGAAGCUUUGAAGAUAGACUUCAGUGACUCAGAAACGGGUGCCUCCCACACACUCUUCAUCUGGAACAGAAACAGCACUCUCUUGUGGAACAGCACUAACGGGGAGCAGUUGUUUCAGCCUCAUAAAGCUAAAGUUCAGACACGCAAGACGACCACGACACCCCAUCGGACGUAUUGGAUCCUGCGGUAUGACUGUUUCCCGGCUCAGUCUGGCUCUGAGGUCAGCAUGUCUGUUUACAGCCACAGUGAUAUGCUGAUCAGUGCAUCUUAUAUCGUUGAGCACGUCAAAACAGACUAUGAAGACUCAAUGCCUGAAGCCAGUGUCACCGUGGAUAACCGUGCUAAACAAUUCAUUGUUAAGUUGCAAACAGAUCAAAUUGUGAGGAUCAGCCUGUGUUACAAGCAUUCAUAUGCAGAGUGUAAUGAAUUAACCUAUUUUGGUCAGAUUGACCCAAAAGUGAAUCCGACAGUUAAUCUGAGCUUCUCUUACCUGGUGCCAUGUCUCUGUGUACAGAUGUGGUAUACAGGAAUUGACACAAGAAGAAACAUAAAGUGUCCCUUAAAAGAGAGCGUACUGCCACAGGGAGGUGAUAUCUUGUCUUCGAGUUCAGCUAGAGUUCUCGGCUCUGUUCUGCAUUGGGAGCCUGUCUGCCCCUCUGACCAAUCAAAUCCCUCUGUCUCUCUGUGCUGGCUUAUUCAUGGGCGGAGCUUUUACUGUGUCCCUGCCCCCAACUCCACCCUGUACAGCACACAGCACCUGAAAUAUAAUGUGUCUGCCGUCGAUAAACACCCUCAUAUGUGUGUAAAGUUUUCUCUAAAUGGCAGUCAUCAAGUCUUCUGCCCCUUUGUGUCAGAGGGGAAGUCUGAAUGGAGUGUGACCGUUGUUCCUGGAUCUCUGCACCUGCAUGUGCGACUCACAUCUACCACAGCAGCUUCUUUUGCUGCUCAGCUGUGUGUCAGAGACGGAGCACAGUGUGCGUCUGAUGGACCUGUCAUCUCACGCCAUGUGGACGGGGGCACCACAGAGUCUGAGUUUAGUGUGCCGUUUCCCUUCCUCUCAUCAGAACUGUGUGUACAGGUGUGGUGCUUGGAUCCAUUUCUCCUUGGCAGACGAAUCAUUUGUCCUGAGUACACUCACAGGAGAUGGGGGCUCAUCAUUGGUGCUGCAUUUACCCUCAUGGUUACAGUGACAGUGCUGGUCUGCAUCACAUGCUACUUUCUCAAAAGAAGCACAUCAGUGUGGCGUUCUGCUGAAAGGAGACCCUUGCUGCUCGUGUGCUCGUCUGACAAUACAGCCCACGUUACUGCCGUGUGUUCUUUGGCAUCUGGCCUGCAGGGGGAGCUGUUCAUGGACGUGAGGCUGGCGCAGUGGGCGCAGUGUCGCUCUCAGUCCUCUCUGGCUCAGCUGGGACCCGUGCCGUGGCUGUUCGGUCAGUGUCACGCCGUGCAGAAGGCAGGCGGUGUCGUCCUGAUCGCCUGGAGCCCUGACGCCCAUCAGGCCUAUCUGAGAUGGCAGAAGAGCAAUUCAGUAGCGAAGAGAAAAGGUGCGUCUGGGAUGUAUGGGUGUGCCGAAGAUUGUUGUAAAGACAAGGAGAAGAUGUGCAAUGAUGAAGAAUGGAUGGAGCAAUGGCAGCAGUCCUCUUCGAUCACCGCUCCUGUGUUUAACUCCGCCCUCGCCUGUCUGUGGGCGAGUAUACACAGCGACAGCAAAGGCCAGGGAUUCGGAUUGGUUUGUUUCCAGGGUAUUGACGGCAGCAGUGACAUCCCGAAACAUCUCAGAUGUGUGCGAAGAUACUGUCUCCCAACAGAUCUGCCCUCUUUAAUAGACAACCUGGGCAGCUCGAUGGAUGGAAUGGGAAAAACCGAAGGAAGUCGCCGAUGCUGGUCACGACUUGUGUCGAAAGCGCUGUCGUUCUUUGCAUCACACCAGCUGGCGCCGAGACUAAAGGCAGGACUGCCCGUGUCAGACAGGUGCAGCUCCAAGAUCAUUCCGAAGUUCUCGCGGAAAUUAAAGAGCGGCACAAAAUGGAAGAUGUUGAAACGUAAGAAACGGCAAAGUAAAGUCACGUCAUCGUGUUUGUCUAGAAAGAAAUCAAGUGAGGCGGAACUACUAGGAGCACAAGUAUGAGAUGAACCUGCUCUGGAGUUUCUGACUGGGACGUAAUGAUGAUGUAAACACAAAGCUGAUUUUGACUGAUGAUUGCACUUCACUUGUGUUGUUGUCUUUUUAUUGUUUCUUUACUCAAGACAAGACCUACGCUCAAGUGCACAAUCAUCCACAACGUCAUUCAAGUGUGUCCAACAGGAGGCAGCAAACUAUCAAACUACCCGCUCAUUAAAUAUUAAUAAACUGAAGGCAAUGGUAAUAUGAAUAAUAUAUGUAAACAUUUCUAAUUGUGUGUUUUUGUAUAAGAAACUGCAUCAGUGGACUUGUAUGGUUGUUUGAUAUAUUUUAAGUCCACAAAAUUCUCUGAAAAUGUCUCACAGCAAACCAGGUUUGGGUUUAAAGGAAAAGUUCACCCAAAAAUCACCUCAGGUCAUUUGAAACCUGUAUGACUUUCUCUCUUCCGUGAAACACAAAAGGAGAUAUUUUGAAGAAUGUUUGGACCAAUGUUUUCCAUACAUUUGUGAACAGUGAUUUUAACUGCCAAGCUAAAAAAAAGAACAAAACACAAAAAAAAAAAAAAAAAAUGCAAACAUUUUUUAUACGUUUCACGAAGGAUUGCAUCAGUGGACUUGUAUUCGUACCUAUAACAGCUAUACUGUACCACACAGUUUACUGAAAAUGAAAUUGAAGUUUAGUUACAGGAGUAGUUUGGGUUGAUCAGGUCAAUUAGUAAAGCUGGACAGUUAAGUAAGGAGUAAGUACGAGAUAAUGACAGAAGGGGCUGAUUUUGUAUUAAUGACCAGCAUUAUUCAGUGUAUUACGAUUAUUUGCCAAAUGAAUAAAUCCACUAUUUUCCUGCA
This is a messenger RNA of Myxocyprinus asiaticus (Chinese sucker), 3249 nucleotides long. Its product is annotated as interleukin-17 receptor E-like. Bases 68 to 2410 code for a protein of 780 amino acids. The record is from RefSeq and is a predicted model, not a curated record. Gene Ontology annotation, molecular function: interleukin-17 receptor activity. NCBI's taxonomy places the organism in Eukaryota, Metazoa, Chordata, Actinopteri, Cypriniformes, Catostomidae. The transcript has 17 exons.